GUCUGACGUCAGAGCAGUCACAAGACCGGGUUCGUGGAGCAGAGUGUGUUGAGACCGCAGGGCUGUAGGUCCACAUUUUGUGUUAUGUAGCGUCUCCGAGGCAGAAGUGGCGCCAUGGCCGCCGAGAAUCAACGCUUACAGGGUUUCUGGAGGAGAACGGGCGACGUUUUUCCUUAACUUUCUCCUAGUUAUCACAGCGGAAGAAUAAAGCACUCGGAGGCUGUGGUCAUAUCAGCGGGAGGCAUUGUCUGGGCGUGCGUGGCGGCUGUUGUCUGUCUGGGUAGCUCAGCCGCACAUCUCCAGCCUCGUUAGCAAACUAGCAAGUCAAUAUAAUAGUGUGCUCGCGUCGACGCUGAGCUAGCAGGACUGCUAGCUUGGCCGGUUUUUUCGGUGGGAGCAGGUGUCGUAGGUGAUGUUGUCCGUGCUGUCGUACGGUAGACUGGUUGCCAGAGCUGUCAUCGGCGGACUUUCUCAGACAGACAGCCGUGACUACAGUCUGGUGACAGCGAGCUGCGGUUUUGGAAAGGAUUUCCGCAGAGGGAUCCUGAAGAAAGGGAUGUGCUAUGGGGACGACGCGUGUUUCAUUGCCCGACACAGGUCUGCCGAUGUUUUGGGUGUGGCGGAUGGUGUAGGUGGUUGGAGAGACUAUGGCGUGGACCCAUCGCAGUUUUCGGGUACACUGAUGAAGACAUGUGAGAGGUUAGUGAAGGAAGGACGCUUUGUACCCAGCAACCCGGUGGGAGUCCUCACAACCAGCUACUAUGAGCUACUGCAGAACAAAGUGCCACUACUGGGAAGCAGCACGGCCUGCAUUGUGAUUUUGGACCGGCAGAGUCAUCGGCUGCACACGGCCAACCUGGGAGACUCUGGCUUCCUGGUGGUCCGGGGAGGGGAGGUGGUCCACCGCUCAGAUGAGCAGCAGCACUACUUCAACACCCCCUUCCAGCUGUCCAUUGCUCCCCCAGGGGCUGAGGGGGCCGUCCUCAGUGACAGCCCUGACGCUGCAGACAGCACCUCCUUUGACGUACAACUGGGCGACAUCAUCCUCACUGCCACUGAUGGGCUCUUUGACAACAUGCCAGACUACAUGAUACUGCAAGAGCUGAAGAAACUCAAAAACACAAACUAUGAGAGCAUUCAGCAGACGGCCCGCAGCAUCGCAGAGCAGGCCCAUGUGUUGGCCUAUGACCCCAACUACAUGUCACCUUUCGCACAGUUUGCCUGUGACAAUGGACUGAAUGUAAGAGGAGGAAAACCAGAUGACAUCACAGUACUGCUCUCCAUAGUGGCUGAGUACACUGACUAGAGUCUGCACGGAGUAUCCAUCUGCCGCUGCAGGUGAUGGACUGCUUUGAUUCCUGCUGGCCAGGAUGUACAGCUAAUGUCUGCUUCCCCCACACCUAAAGGAUCUACUCUGCCUCAUCCACCCACCGUCUCCCCCACUUGGCCAACCCCACACAUUUAAAAACCAACAAAAGAAAUCCUUCAACAUGCCCUUUUCUCUGUCGUUUUCUACAUCAGACAGUGGCCAGAUAAAUCCAACUAAAGGCCAGACACCCUGUUGGCCGGGCUGCAGUGUUCCAAUGCUCACCAGAUAAUCCCAUUGGCUGGGAUCAUUGGGCAUGCUGAUGAGGAUAAGUCAGCCUCUUCUGAUAGUUGCCGCAGGAAAGAAGCUGCAAUUCAGAGAAGACGGAUGCUGACAUAGCCCAAGAGUGUGUGUUAGCAUGUGAAUGUGGCCACGUACUGGCCUGCCGAACAGAACUAAACAGUCCUCAAGAAGGGAAGCGCAUGAGAAAUGGCAGCAUUAAGGCUCAAUAAAUGGGUCCGUCUUGUGCAAGCACUUAAUAAUACAGUGGUACUUAGGAAGCCUUUAUGAAAGGGACUGGAAACUUGUACGAAAAGGCAGGGAGCAUAUGUUUGAUAUGAAUGGUAUGCUGUUCUGGGAUGUUACAUUAAAUGUUUGCAAAAACAGAAACAAAACAAGUGUGAUAUGACAUGGGUUUACACAGAUGGUUUGUUUCUUGUGGCAGGAUAAUCCAACAAGAUUUCAUAAAGAGUGGCAGCUGCCUUUUCCAUACCAGUUCAAGUAUUGCACAUAUUUUGUAACUUAAGAGUAUUUUGUAGCUCAAAAGCCUCUCAAGAUAAAUAUAUGUAUAGUAUAAA
Messenger RNA from Pundamilia nyererei, 2163 nucleotides. It is a transcript of the gene pptc7a, whose product is annotated as protein phosphatase targeting COQ7 a. Gene Ontology annotation, cellular component: mitochondrion. Gene Ontology annotation, molecular function: protein serine/threonine phosphatase activity. The coding region runs from base 413 to 1306 and encodes 297 amino acids. The record is from RefSeq and is a predicted model, not a curated record. The transcript is spliced from 6 exons. Gene Ontology annotation, biological process: protein dephosphorylation. Lineage: Eukaryota; Metazoa; Chordata; Actinopteri; Cichliformes; Cichlidae.